GAUAAGUCAGCAGUUGUCAUUCGUGAAAUGCAAAUUUAACCAUUUUUACCUAUUUUCUGAAUUUUUAUCAGAUAAAUAAACGCCAUUCAAUAAUAACUAAACAAUCUCAGAUUUAAAUAUUCUUUCUCUGAACAGACAAUAAAAGUUUCAAUUAUUUGUGGGCCAAAACUUAAAACUAGCAAAAUGCAGCUUACAUCAGACCCUCGUCGUGCUGACCGUGAGAGACGGUAUAAACCACCACCACCCACAUCAGCCCCAGCUGAGGAUCUUACCACAGAUUAUAUGAAUAUUUUAGGCAUGGUGUUCUCCAUGUGCGGCCUGAUGAUGCGCCUCAAGUGGUGUGCCUGGACGGCUGUGUUCUGUUCCAGUAUCAGUUUUGCUAAUUCCAGAGUUUCUGAUGAUACUAAACAGAUUGCUAGUUCCUUCAUGUUGUCUAUAUCAGCAGUUGUUAUGUCAUAUCUCCAAAACCCAGCUCCAAUGUCUCCGCCAUGGGCAUCGUUAACUACAUGAAAAUAGAAAAUUGUAAAUAAUUUUGUUAUUAUAUAUUAAUUAUUAUUUUA
Messenger RNA from Amyelois transitella, 560 nucleotides. Its product is annotated as protein Asterix. The record is from RefSeq and is a predicted model, not a curated record. The coding region runs from base 184 to 510 and encodes 108 amino acids. Gene Ontology annotation, biological process: protein insertion into ER membrane. The transcript is spliced from 4 exons. Gene Ontology annotation, cellular component: endoplasmic reticulum membrane. Lineage: Eukaryota; Metazoa; Arthropoda; Insecta; Lepidoptera; Pyralidae. Gene Ontology annotation, molecular function: protein folding chaperone.